Erigeron canadensis is the source of this 1497-nucleotide messenger RNA. RefSeq lists its product as uncharacterized. NCBI's taxonomy places the organism in Eukaryota, Viridiplantae, Streptophyta, Magnoliopsida, Asterales, Asteraceae. The transcript is spliced from 2 exons. The coding region runs from base 1 to 1497 and encodes 498 amino acids. The record is from RefSeq and is a predicted model, not a curated record.
AUGAAUUCUGAGUCGAGUGAUGCCCCAAGUUUUGUUAAACGGGUAUUAUUGAAGGUUGGUAAAACAAUAAACGAAGAUGUAGAGAGCAAACACAUCAGUCCUGAUGGUUAUUUAAGGAAGGUUACUAACUCGAUUUGUUCCUUUUCUGCGUCAUCUUCUAAUGUGGGUAAAUCACAACAGGUCAAAAACAUGGGGAUUAAUAUGGGUUAUGUUGUCAAUGAAGAACCAGAAAAGAAUCAUUUGGCUAACGGUCACUCUGGUGGGCUGCUAUCAAUAUGGGAUCCCUCAUCUUUUAUUAAAGACAAUGUGUUUGUUUUUGACAGAUAUAUUAUGGUCAAAGGUGUAUGGGUUUCAACAAACUUAAACUGUUUUAUGGUGAAUAUUUAUGCCCCUCAACAGGAAGCUGACAAGACAAUAUUGUGGGAGAACAUAUUGCAAUUCAUGAAGCUUAGUAUAGGUAACUAUUUAUUUUGUGGUGAUUUCAAUUCCGCCAGGUGCAAGGAAGAUAGGAUGGGAUUGGUUUAUAAUAAAGUUAAUGCCCAUAACUUCAAUAAACUUUUGGAUGAGGGGCACUUUAUAGACUUGCCAUUGGGCCGACAUAAAUUUACUAGAGCUAAUAUUGAUGGUUUGAAAGCUAGUAGAAUUGAUAGAGUGUUGGUUAACCAUUCUUUUUUUAACUCGGUAAAGGACCUGACCCUGGAAGUGCUUGAUGACAUUCUAUCUGAUCAUAGACCACUUCUGAUUAAUCAAAAGAGUAACAAUUCGUGGUUGUUGAGUGAAGACCUUGACUCGAUUGUCAAUAAUAGUUGGAAUAAGACUACUGGAAACAAUAACAGAAGUGCACUAGGUGGUUUCAAAGACAAACUCAAGACUCUAAAAAAUGACAUCAAAGAUUGGCGUAAAAAGAAUCAUGCUGUGCGAAACCGUGAUGAUAUUACUAAAAAGAUAGCUCAGAUCGACCACCAAAUAAGCUCCAUUGGGGAUGAUAGUGAACUGUUCAUUGAAAGACGAAGACUUAUAAAUGAGCUAAAUAUGCUUGAUCAUAGAAAUAAUUGUGACUUGAAGCAAAAAGCCAAGAUCAAGUGGAGUAUGGAGGGAGACAAAAACUCAAAGUUUUUUCAUGCUGUUAUCAAUAAAAAAAAAAGACAGUCGGGGUUUAUUAGAGGAGUCAAAGAUAAUGGCAGAUGGGUUUGUAACCCUCCCGAUAUUAAACAAUGCUUUCGUGAUCAUUUUUCUAAAAAAUUUUCUAGUUUUGCAGGCAUACAAUUUCAGGUGGAUGAGUCAAUUUUCAAAUCCCUCAGUAAAUCUCAGGUUGCUACCAUUGAAUCUGAUUUCAUUCAUGAGGAAUUUAGAAGCACAGUGUGGAGUUGUGGUGGAGAUAAAGCACCAGGCCCAGACGGAUUUUCUUUUGCUUUUGGGAUGUAUUCCGUAUGGUCCACGAGUUCCAGCAGAACGCCAAGAUCCCGAUGGGCUGCAAUUCGUCCUUCAUCACACUAA